GUUACAUCACGUUAGCAACUAGUGCGCUACUGUCAACGGAUCAGUUUGUCAGACAGCGUGUGUCGAGAGCGAAGCUUUAACCAACUUCGUUGCCACACUUAGUGAUUUUUUGGACCAAAAAUCAGGAGAAAAAUCUUGUAGCUUCUUCAUCAACUACAGAGGAUUCUACCAACGGUUCCAACUGAGAAGUUUCAGACAAGAUAGCAUCUGGAGACGUUUUCGGUACUUGUUUUUUGUAGGGUUGGUCGUGUGUGCAUGUUGUGUUUGAUUGUAGGCGGCACAUACAUGUACACCUCUGUCACAAGAACCUGGUAGAGUUAUCAGCUACACCAACGCCACCUUUCCCAACCAAGAAGUGUCAGUUCAAACCACCAACUAUCCACCAUGCCUAACUCCGGCUACCAGGGGCUCAUCAACCAACAUUACUACGGGGAUUCCAAGGAAGCUGCCUUUCCACCGGGUGAGAAGUACGGGCAGUCCAACCUCCCUAACCCGGCCUUCUGGCACGCGUAUAUCACGGGAGGGCAGCCGGCCCGGAGGAGCGGUGGGAUGCGUGGUGGAAGCAAGUACUCCCGUCAUCUGAACAUGAGUGACCCACUAGCUGGGGUCGGUGUCUCGUCGUCUCCGGUGAACAGCAUGAUGUGGCCGAACUUAAGAGGACCAAGCCCAACAUCUGAGAUACCGUAUGAAUCACCACAACCUCUCACCCACUGCCUCCAAGAAGGAGGGAUAAAGACCAAUUCCGUUGCCCCCUUUGCCACCCUGGCCAAGCCAACUUGUGGAUUCUUCUUCUCACGUGUGACAGACAACAAGAAGCGCAGAACGGGAAUCCCGCCGGCAGAUCUCGUCAAGUGGAGAUAUAUCAAGUAGAUUUCCAAAGACUUCGAAUUGAGAAGGAGUUUGUACAUUUUUUAAAAAUAUUUGUUUUCACUUUUUGAAAUACACUGUUACUUGUUUCAAAUCCUACACACUGUUACUUGUCUUGUUUUAAACUCUCUCUUUUUUGAAAAAAAUUCUAA
Messenger RNA from Asterias rubens (European starfish), 1019 nucleotides. RefSeq lists its product as uncharacterized. Bases 385 to 870 code for a protein of 161 amino acids. The transcript has 2 exons. Lineage: Eukaryota; Metazoa; Echinodermata; Asteroidea; Forcipulatida; Asteriidae. The record is from RefSeq and is a predicted model, not a curated record.